AUGACAUGCAAGUGGGCAGCGUCCAAUGAGAUACGACAAAAGUGGCGGUCACGUGACGAAGUUGUCUUUAAAGUUGGAAAUAUUGUCCGUUGGCUUCAUUCAACAAGUUUAUCCGAAUCACAAGAUCCUCUCAGACCAUCGCCGGCUCAUUCAAGAAUGGCACUUUCAGAUAAAGCCCAAGCUUUCUCGAUCGACUCGAUUCUGAAAAUCGACCGCAAGAGAGAAGUACAGAGAAAGAAAUCUUCGGACAACCUGCCACCCUACAGCGGCUUGUGUCGUACAUCCAACACGUACCAUCCUUAUUCCUUCGAUACGUGGUGUCAAUCAAUGAAAGCAAGUGACACACGGAGAAAACAAAAGAACAACCGAUGUCGUCAAGUCAUGAAACUAAACGAUUACGACACCACAUCAAACAGCGACAGCCUCGUGAGAAUGAACCAGCUCAUCGGAAAGACCUCUGACAUCAGUACAGAAUUAUUGAUAUCUGAUCUGAAAGUCGAAACAGAACAAGAUAGAAUUCAACAUAGUUACGACAAGGGUCUUCGCGAUCUGUUGCCAGGGCAGCCAAUUUCAAUCACUCAUGAUGGCGUGACAGUGUCGUUAGACGAACCCGAUUUAUGGCGCGAAUUCCAUAAACACGGAACGGAAAUGAUCCUCAAUAGGACUGGAAGACGGAUGUUUCCAUGCAUCGGUGUCCAGAUCAGUGGUCUUGAACCAGCAGCCUUAUACAGUGUCGAAAUGGAGAUGGUUAUGUCUGACAACAGACGAUACAAGUUUAUUCACAACAAAUGGUUACCAAUAGGAAAGGCCGACUCGGAUAUCAACAACACGCCGUUCCACCACCCAGAUUCCACGGCUAGGGGUUCAUUUUGGAUGAAUUCAAAGGUUUCUUUCGCUAAAGUUAAAAUAACCAACAACAAGGAGAACCUUGGCACACACACUGUACUCCACUCGAUGCAUAAAUACACUCCGGUAAUCAAGAUAAUAAAGCACGGAUCACGCGACACAGACAACGGCACGGGUAUGUUGCAGUUUUCUUUCCAGCAAACUUCAUUCAUCGCUGUGACUGCUUAUCAAAAUGAACACGUGACCCAACUGAAAAUUCAGAACAACCCAUUCGCCAAGGCCUUCCGUGAUGCUGACGUCAUUGAAAUUCUCCAAGGAGCUUACAUGAUAACUGGAAGUCCGAUUGCUGCCUAUCAAGCAUUGUACGGAAAAUAUGAGUUGUCCACGGAACGUACUAGUGAUCUGAAUACGAAUCCAAUAAACAACCUUUCAAUCUACACGAGUCAUGAUGAUGCAUCCUGGCGACAAGGGGCGAGGGAACAAUAUUAUCACCAUGGUAACGGUAACGGUAGAGCUACAUCCCUACGUGGAUCAGCUUCGUUUCCCUUACUGGACAGCAUUUACUGCUCAACGACGUCCUCGACCUCGUUCCAGGAUAAUUACUUUAAUCACACUUCUCGUAAUGUAUCUACGCCUUCUCUUAAUAGUCAUCAGCAACGAUCGUAUCCUAACACGAAAUCCCGAGUGGGCCGCAGAAGAACUUCAUCUUAUAUGCCAUCGACGCCAUUACUUCAAGUCCCCAGACUGUCUUCCAGAUGUUCAUCGUUGUCCGAAAAACGCAACACAGAUUUCACAGCAACAACGGAAGUAAACAAUGACUCAGCAGAAGCCAGUCCCGAUGUUUCCAUCCGGGACAUCGAUGACGUCACUGUGCAUGACACUGAUGAUGCGGUGACAGACAUGGAAUGAGCAGUGCUGGCCAGAAUCUGUGCAACAAAGCCCCAUGGGCUACUAUGUAACCGGGAGAUUUGAUAAAUCCGAGAUAUUAGUGUCUACUUUUUGUACAAAGUUAAAUAAGGGAACUAAUUUAUGAUGAAAUUUAGAAAUAAUUGGUUUUUUGUAUCCAGCUACAGCGAAAUAUGAACUUGUACAAAAGAUGUUGAUUAAUGUUGAAUUGUCGUAAAAUAGUCCCAUUGAUUCGACAUAAACGAAGCAAGAAGUAUUUUUAACCACGCCCUUGUAGCAAUUUGUACCUGCGAUUUCAACUACAAAAAAAUCAUUGCGAAGUAAGACAUGUCUGCAUUCUGAUAAAAUCUUCAUUUGUUUCCGACGCAAAGUGUAAAUAGCGCCACCGUUGUUCGGGGGUAAUUGUCACUAGACGCAAUAGAAAUCGGAAAACGAGCUAAACAAACUUUAAAAGAUGAAUAUGAAUAUAAAUACUGGGUUGAAAGAAAGUUGUGUGAUGUAUGUAUAUAUUGUUAGUUUUAUUUAAUGAUGAAUUGCCUGUAUAUGCCAUCGUACAGUUUAUAUUAAAGUAACAAUGAAUGUGAAAAUAUGAACACAAUA
Saccoglossus kowalevskii is the source of this 2352-nucleotide messenger RNA. Its product is annotated as T-box 6 transcription factor. Gene Ontology annotation, cellular component: chromatin; nucleus. Gene Ontology annotation, biological process: positive regulation of DNA-templated transcription; cell fate specification; regulation of transcription by RNA polymerase II. The record is from RefSeq and is a predicted model, not a curated record. NCBI's taxonomy places the organism in Eukaryota, Metazoa, Hemichordata, Enteropneusta, Harrimaniidae. Gene Ontology annotation, molecular function: RNA polymerase II cis-regulatory region sequence-specific DNA binding; DNA-binding transcription factor activity, RNA polymerase II-specific.